This is a messenger RNA of Python bivittatus (Burmese python), 1785 nucleotides long. Lineage: Eukaryota; Metazoa; Chordata; Lepidosauria; Squamata; Pythonidae. The record is from RefSeq and is a predicted model, not a curated record.
ACUUCCCACCUCUCGUGUGUCUUGGGCAAGCAGCCUCAGCCCAGCUUUGCAUUUUCUCUGUACAGGUUGGCAGCCGCGGCCAAGGGACAGGGCCCCAAAAUCCUUGCAAAGCAGGAUGACAGCAGUGAGGAGGAGGAUGACGAGGUAGACUUGACUCCAGAAGAACUGGAGAAAAAGAGACAGUUUGAAAUGAAGAGGAAAAUGCAUUACAAUGAAGCACAGAACAUCAAGCUUGCCAGACAGUUGAUUGCAAAGGAAAUGCGUGGUGAGGCUGCUGAUAAUGAUGGUGAGGAGGAGGAGGAAGAAGAGGACGACGACGACGACGAUGAUGAUGAUGAUGAGAUGCAGGAUGCAUGUAAUACAGGAAGGAUGAGCAAAGAAUCGGUACCUGCUCCUAGUGACCCGCUCGAGAACAUUGCACACAGCCUAGAAGAAGUCUGCUCAGGACUGUAAUAGCUCCUAAAGUCAUCCCUUUGUAUUCCUUGCUGCAUCACCCUUCUGCAGUUCUGAUUCAACAGGUUGGCUUGCACUUUGAUAUUUGACAAGAACGGUGGUGAUCUCAAGGUUUUCAGUGAGGCAGUUGCUAAUGCGGCUGGUUCCGGUGGUCACGGAAGAUGAUUUUGUUGCUCAUCUGCAGAAUAACACAGUGUGGGGUAGCUCCAGUGACCUGGACACAUCCGUGUCACUCCUUUCUCUGGUUUGCACCUGCAGAACAUCUGGACACUUUCUUUUCUCUUUUAUUUGGCAUCAUGCUGUAGUAUUUGAGUAGCCACAAAUAUUCCCAAGAGGGCUUUGGUGUUAAUGUGCCAAACGCUAGCCGGGAAAAGAAUGAACCACUGGGCAACUGGCAAGACACUUUGCAAAAGGGAUUGAUGGAACAGUGUUUUUAUAGCUUUCUUUCCCUUCCCCUCCAGCAGAAUUUAUGUAACUGGUUCUUAGAGGCAGGUCGUCCUUGCCUCAGCUGCUGAGGGUGAGAGAACAGUUGCCUUAGGUUUGCUUUCCCAGCUGGCUGUUCUAAAGUGGGAGAUGAUCAGCCUGCCUUGGUAGAUGCUGUAGCUUUUUUCCAUUUGAGUUGAUCUGGACCGGAAGCAUUGCACGGCGGUUCUUUCCUCCCUCAGGCCACUCUGCCUCUCAGGGUGCCUUCCCAUGUGGCUGAAGACUGCCAUCCUCUAGGAAACAAGACUCAAAACCCUCUGAACAGUCCCAUGUGGCCUGCUGGCCUUCCUCCUCUCUAGGUGAGCCUCGAACAGCCUGACUGGCCUUCUGUGCAUAUCUGUAUGGACCUGUGAGGAGAAACAAAUAGCUGUGGACAGAUUUUCUGAGAGACUCUGAGGAUGGCACUCUCGGUUAAUGAUAGCAUCAGGCAGCAAGAGAGCCCCUCUGAGCCUCUGGUUUGGUUCUCACUCUGAUGGCACAGGCAGAGCGCACAGAUUCUUAACUUUGCCAGAGGAGGCAGUGCUCACACAGCCCCAUAUGAUCCUGUGAUCUCUUUUUAGGGUGGCUUCUCCAAUCUCUAUGUCAUGAAUGAAAUCUGAAUCAUACAGCUAUUUUGUAGUUUGAUUGACCUUGUGAUUUUCUUAAAGCCUUAGAAUGGGGAGGGGCUUCCACGUGGUCAGCUAAUGUUUGUAAAAUGAUUUGGAGUGUUCUAACGAGCUGAACUUGCCUAGAAAAUACCCAGGUUGCACUACUGAAUUGCUACUUCAUUUCUGGAUUCCAUUUCCACUGGCUUGUUUUCUCCAUCUAAUUGUUUUGUUGAAGUAAAGAAACCACUGUGGUUUUUUGUUC